GUUAAUUGUUGUUUAUUAUUUAUCUAUUUGAAAUAACGUGUCCAGAUAUAAUUUUACGCACAAAUGCCACAUAGUUUAACACUGAACAUUGUUUUUUAAAUAGUAAAGGAAAGGAUUGUUUAUCACAAAACCAAUAAUCAACUUUGUACAAAAGUGAUUAAACAUCAGGUUGCAAUAAAUAUCCUAUCAGAAGAUUGAUUACAUCAUAAUUAUAUAUUUUACCAUUCGAUUCUGUCAAUCAACUACAAUAAUAUAUUCAAAUCUACAGUAUUCCAUUAAUAUUUUCGUAUCUGUAAACGAUAGGGCAACAAAUGACCAAUUUUAAUUUGAAAAGUGUUCUCAACAUGAAAUAUAACUCUGUUCACGAUAUAUUAAAUACAUCCAAAUCACAUUGAUUGACCCAUGAACGAAAAAAAAAAAAAACAAUUUCCUUCUUUUUAUUCCAAAAAAAUAAAUGAAAAAAUGUCUGCGAUAUUUCGGAAAAGUCCUAAACAUCAAGAAUGCCUUGUUGACAGUCGCUUUUAUGGUGAAUGGCUACGUGUAGCUCAACUCAUGUUGUGUAUGUCUGUGUCUUUGUCAUAAUCGAUAAUAAUCCCUUCUAGGCUAACCGCGACCGCCAGUUUCUACGGCGAAGGGGCCUGACGAUCCUGGCAAAGCUCUACUGACUCUCUUAUGUGUUUUCUAGAACGGAAGUACUCGCCAGGUGCCGCGAUCGAAUGGUAUUACCAAUAUCAGACGAUGUUUCUCCGGCUGAUGGCGGAGAAUCAACUGGCAAAAGGACCGACGACAGAGGCAGUCGAGGAACCCGCGAACGCUUGUCCCGACAAUCAUGUCGCGACGGAAAAGAUCCAAAACAGUCAACCGUUAACGGAAGUCAACAGUAAUCAGGUAACCGCGGGCAGCCGCGAAUAUUCUUGUCCGCGUUGCGGCAACGCCUACACCAGACCGCACUCGCUCAACAGGCAUAUGAAAUUCGAAUGCGGCGUGGAGCCGCAGUUCGAGUGCCCGAUCUGCCACAAGAAGUCGAAGCACAAGCAUAAUCUAGUGCUGCACAUGAGAACUCAUCAGAAAUCUUGAGAUUAUUCAGUGCCAUUGAAUGUCGCGCGUGGAGAACGUAUUCCAAAAAUUUUCGUGAACUUCCGAAAGCGAAACAGCCGAAGAUUACGCGUAUUUUACCAUUUAAAAUUGUAAUGCGAUUAGAAAGAUUCGGUUCAUUUGUGAUUUGUGAAGAAAGAUGCAAAAAUAUUAAGAAAUCUUAUAGGUCUAAAUUAUAGGUCCUAUAGAUCGAGUUUUUUUUUUUUUAAUUUCUAGACUAAUUUAUUUCUUAUUAUAAUAUGAUAUAUUGUAGUUUAUAUCGAUAAUUUUUUUUCUUUAUCUAUGUAUUCUUGUUGAUUAUAUCUUAGAUGGAAAAUUUAGAUAAAUUUUCUGAACUUAACGCUAUUUUUAAUUUUGCUAUUUUCUUCGAGUUUUUCGGAGAAAGAUGCUACAACACUUUGUUUUCUUUUUGCGAAGCAAUCAUCUUAAAGCGCCUAGUUAAACAAUUCUAACAUAUAGUUACGAAGUCUUCCAAAGAAUAACGUAAUUAUCAUAGGAAUCAAGAUAAGCCGCAUGAAAUAUUAAUAUCACUAUUUCUACUGUCAAGUGUAAGAAAUAACUACAAAGAAAUUUUAUUAAGAUGAUAUCUGAAUUUGAUUUGCUAUUUUUUUAUACAGUGAUA
Messenger RNA from Linepithema humile (Argentine ant), 1717 nucleotides. NCBI's taxonomy places the organism in Eukaryota, Metazoa, Arthropoda, Insecta, Hymenoptera, Formicidae. The record is from RefSeq and is a predicted model, not a curated record.